AUGGCCGAUUCCACCACACCAUCCCGGGGCUUUGAAUUCACAUCCCACCCCUCCGUAUCGCAAUUCGCCGUGCCGUUCCAGACAUACGUCGCCAACCAGGCCGCGCUCGUGGAAGGCCUGAACUACGAAUACGUCGCCGUGGGUGCUCUUGUCUUCGCCCGCUUUCCCGCCGCAACUGAUACCCUCAACUCUACUCGCACUGAGCACGGCAAAAACGACGAACUCCGGGUCCUCCUCGUCCAGCGCGCCCCUCACGACUCUGCGCCACUUCGCUGGGAGGUCCCAGGCGGCGCGUCCGACCGCGAAGAUCCCACCAUCCUGCACUCCGUUGCCCGAGAGUUGUGGGAAGAGGCUGGGCUGGCCGCGAAAAGCAUCAGGUCGCUUGUUGGCCAAGGGCACGUCUUUCUCACGCGGGGUGGCAAGAGAGUGUGUAAAUUCGAGUUCCUCGUCGAAGUCGAGGGAGAUGGAUCCGAGGCGUCAAAGAUAAAGCUGGAUCCGAAUGAGCAUGUGAACUCAGUGUGGGCGACCGAGGAGGAGUGUCGGGAUGGCAGGAUGAAAAGGGAGAAUAUAGAAUUGGCAUUUACGACUUGGCAGCAGAAGCAGACUCUGUUAGAAGGGUUUAGGUUGCAAAAGGAAUUGAAUGGGAUGAGCUUCACUGGGUAG
Messenger RNA from Cladophialophora psammophila CBS 110553, 663 nucleotides. RefSeq lists its product as uncharacterized. The transcript has a single exon. The record is from RefSeq and is a predicted model, not a curated record. Bases 1 to 663 code for a protein of 220 amino acids. Lineage: Eukaryota; Fungi; Ascomycota; Eurotiomycetes; Chaetothyriales; Herpotrichiellaceae.